Molecule: messenger RNA, 10597 nt
Organism: Asterias rubens (European starfish)
Lineage: Eukaryota; Metazoa; Echinodermata; Asteroidea; Forcipulatida; Asteriidae
Product: zinc finger MIZ domain-containing protein 1-like
Exons: 17
Coding region: 1-3594 (1197 amino acids)
Biological process (GO): protein sumoylation; regulation of transcription by RNA polymerase II
Molecular function (GO): zinc ion binding; SUMO ligase activity
Source: RefSeq, a predicted model, not a curated record
AUGAUUAUCUGCCCAACAACCAUACCACUAAGAGAUUGUGAGCCCUGGCGUUUUUUUGUCUUCUUCUCCAUCUCACAUCUAAUUAAGACUCAGACUUUUUUUUCAUCCACAUCUCAAUUUGCAAUCCUUUUUGUUUUCCUCUCUGUGUCCUCAGCUUUGUUAUCCCUUUGGAGUGAAGAUCUUGGACGCCUACUUCUUCUGAGGCACCAGAAAAAUCGGAACGGGGACCCACCGAGCAAAAGUACGGUUCCGAUGCAUCAUCAAAUGCAGAAGAACAUCUCAUCUGUGCCCCCAGGUGAAUCAUCAGUGGCAUGGCAACAGGGCGGUCAGCAACCAACACAACAAUCACUUAGUGUGGUAACUACAGUAUGGGGGGUUACGCAGACCAGUGAAAGUAACAGCUUAUCUAAUAACUCCAUGCAACAAGGACCAGGUCUAUCUCCAGGUAACAACCAGUAUUCCCAGCAACAACACCCAUUCACAGCGGCUGCUGCCAAUCAGAACAAACAAUACAAUAUGCCCAUGCCGGGCAUGGGACCAUACCGAAGAGAGCCAGGACCAUAUAGGGGUCCCAGUGGGGGCGGUUAUCCUGGACAGGUUCCAGGCCAGAUGGGGCCAGGAGGACCCUGUCCUCCGCAGUCCUCUGGUUCCAACAACGAGUUCCCACAACCCGCUGCAGCAGCUGCAGCAGCGGUUGUUGCUGCGGCUGCAGCCACGGCGACAGCAACAGCCACGGCAACAGUCACAGCGCUGAAGGAGCAACAGCAGCAACAGCAGCAACAAGGCCAACAGAAUCAACAGAUGAACGAUUAUGGCCAGAUGCGAAUGCAAGGUUUCAACAACCAGUAUGGCAUGAAUCAGGGGGGUGGGCCUUUCAUGAAUAACAUGGGUAAUGGUAACAACAUGGGCAAGCAAGCCAUGUACCAGCAGCAGAUGAUGCAAAGGAGUCCCGCCCAGCAGCAAUAUGCCCAGCAGUACAUGAAGAGGCCGUACCCCGGGCAUCCUGGCGGCCCCAACAACUUCAACCAGGGCAUGCCCAACCAGCAGUAUGGUCCAAUGCCCCACAGCCCGAGCCCAGGGGCGAUGAAGGGACAGUCUCCCUACCCAGGUCAGCAGACCCCAUACCCAGCCCAGCAGCCUAUGCCCUCUCCUAACUACAUGAACAUGAGGCAGAAGGGACCAGGGAAUGGCAUCACCUACCAGGGAAACCACCAGUUCUUCCCGAGAGGGAAUUUUAAUGGGGGUCCACAGGCGAUUAACCCACCGUACAAUCAACAGGCAAUAGCUAAUAGAGGUAUGAACUACCAACACUCACCUGGCAUCCCUGGUAACCCAACACCGCCCCUGACACCGAGCCCCAAUAUCCCACCCUACAUGUCCCCCACCGGAGAUGUCAAACCCUUCCCAGGGGGACCACCAGAUCUGAAAUCAACCCCAAACUAUGCGCCGGGUAUCAGCGAAGAGAUCAGGAUUACGUUCCUCGUUCGGGACGGGAUUGUGUUAGAGCCAUUCAGGCUUGAGCACAACUUGGCAGUAAGCAAUCAUGUCUUCCACCUCAGACAGUCAGUCCACCAAACCCUCAUGUGGAGAUCCGACCUCGAACUGCAAUUCAAAUGCUACCACCAUGAAGACAGACAAAUGCACACUAACUGGCCGGCGUCGGUUCAGGUCAGCGUAAACGCCACACCCCUCUCGAUAGAACGAGGGGACAACAAAACCUCCCACAAGCCGCUCUACCUGAAGGAAGUGUGUCAGCCCGGCCGGAAUACGAUACAGAUUACGGUCACCGCGUGUUGUUGUUCGCAUCUGUUUGUUUUACAACUCGUCCAUAGACCUACAGUGAGAUCAGUGUUACAAGGUCUCUUACGGAAGAGGCUGCUGCCGGCUGAGCAUUGUAUAACCAAAAUUAAGAGGAAUUUCUCCAGCGUCGCUGCAUCCAGUGGUGGAAUCCUAAACAGCGACGACGGAGUAGAGCAGACAGCUAUUAAAGUCUCCCUGAAGUGUCCGAUCACCUUUCAGCGUAUCACAUUGCCCGCUCGGGGUCAGGAGUGUAAACACAUACAGUGUUUUGACUUGGAAUCCUACCUGCAACUCAACUGUGAAAGAGGAUCGUGGAGGUGUCCAGUUUGCAACAAAACGGCUUUGUUGGAAGGACUUGAGGUGGAUCAGUUCAUGUGGGGCAUUCUGACUGCCGUACCGUCGGCCGAUUUUGAAGACGUCACAAUUGACGCAACAGCGAGUUGGAAACCUGUCCAGAUGAAAUGUGACAUCAAGGAUGAGGAACUAGAAACAUGUGGCUCGUCCAAGAGAUUUAAAGCAAUGUCUCCAGGUAGCAUGACAAUGCCUGGUAUGCAUAGUUACGAUAACAUGAACAUGAAUCACUCACCGUACCCCAUGGGAGGACCACCACCACCAGAAUUUAAUGGACCGGGCCCAGUCCAUGGAGGACCAAACUAUGGGAAUUACAACAACUUCAACAGUCCUGGUGGCGGACCUGGUGGACCAGGGGGACCUGGUGGACCAGGGGGACCUGGUGGACCAGGGGGUCCUGGUGGACCUGGAGGUCCAGGAGGUCCAGGCACUCCAGGGGGUAACUUCAACGGCCCUUCUUUUUCACAUUUUGAAGACAACAUUGCCACAACGGAUAUGGUACCUGUUGAGAAACAGUACAACCAUGCGCUGCCACCACAUAUGAGUCAUGCAGGUCCAAAUCAGGGCCCUUCACCCAACGUCAGGCAUCCAGGACCUCCACAUCCUGGCAGUCAUCCCCAUCCAAACAGCAAUCCUCACCCAGUCGGUAACUCUCAUCCAGGAAGCAAUGCUCAUCCUGGAAUGGGAGGCCCUCAACCAAACGGUGGACCUCAUUCCGGUGUGCCAUCUCACCAUAGUGGACCAGGCACUCCAGGCAAUGGAACAACUUCACACCCACAGCAGCAGCAGCAGCAACAACAGCAGCAGCAACAGCAGCAACAACAACAGCAACAACAGCAGCAGAGGGGCGGCAUGCACCCGAACAUUAAUGCAAAACCACCGACUCCCGGGAUGCCCCACACGCCUGGAAUGCCACAUACGCCCGGCAUGCCUCAUACGCCCGGAAUGCCCCAUACACCGGGUAUGCCCCAUACCCCUGGGAUGCCUUUGACGCCCAGUAUGCCGUUAACCCCCGGAAGUGCGAUGCCAUCAACACCGAGCACAAUGAACUCUGGAAACGGUGGCAGCAGUAACGGUGGCAGUGGUGGGAUACCCAACCACAUUUCCUCAACGCAGUCGCCAUCAACGAUGCAAGGGUCACAUCACAUGCCAAACCACCACUCACCGCAUCCUGGCACCCAAGCACCUUCGAUGAUGAACCAUAGAGAGCAGCCAAAGACAACGUCAAGUAUGGCCAUGAACACAAACAAUCAUAUUCAGUCAAGUUCUGAUUUGAACUUUGACCCAGCAGCUGUGAUCGAUGGAGGAGGUGAAGGACAAGAAGGUCUUGAUCUUCUGCCAGAAAAUAUGGGCGAUGUGGAUUUACUUUCAAUUCUCGGGCAAUCGGACAAUGCCCAGAGUAACAAUGAAAAUGAUGAACUUCUGUCUCUCUUUGACACAUAAAGACAAUCCUGCCUUCCCUCGGAAUUGUUUGAGGGGAAACAAAACUAAUAACUUGUGCUGGACACACUGUGCUUAAAAAAAAGAGUUACAACAAAAAUGAGACAUGAAGUUUACUUUGAUUGCCAUUUUUUUUCUACUGCGGAAUACCUGGGUUGUUUCCCAGUAGGCUACGUGGUAUUUCUCUUGAUGAGGAGCCAUUUUGAAGUCAUCCCGAAGAGAGAAAAUUUUAUGACGACUUUGAUGUGUCCGAGUUGAAAUGAAGAAAUUGAAUAGUCAGUGUGUUUCUUGACAUUGCACCUGGAACGACUAUCAUCGGAGGAGCGUCGUUGUUGUCUUUUAAAGGAAAGCAGAAUCAAGGCGUGGCUUCUCUUUGAGACCAGAUUGUAUAAUCUUGAAUGAAGGUAGUGCAGAGAUGGAAAAGUCAAAGGUCAUGACGGGAAUCGGGGAAAAGACUGAAAUUCCUUAUUCUCUGUCAAAUCAACAAUGAGAUCAUGUAACUUUGGACGUCAUUUUGCUUUGUCGUGGAACAUGGAGGGCAAUGCCUUAAGACCAAGGCUGUAAACGCCUAGAGAACAUUCCUAUUCUAAGGGAACUGUCGUUACUCCCUGUGAAGCGCCCCUUACGGCCAGGGGCAACAUCUGAACUCUGAGGAAGAGCCUUCCACCCAGGGGAACAUCCAGGGUGAUGUUACGCCCAGAACCCUGGGAAACGUGACAAUGCAGAGUUGGUCAUCUUUAAACCCACGAGGGUCAUUGUUACACCCACGGGGAUCAUCGAUGCACCUCUGAGGGACUAUCAUUGUGAUUACGAGGUAUUAUUAUUACACCUGUUAAUAUCGCUACACCAUGAGGAUCGUCGCUACAACCAUGAGGGUCAUCGUUACACCCAUAAGGGUUCACCGUUGCGCCCAUAAGGGUUCACCGUUGCGCCCAUAAGGGUUCACCGUUGCGCCCAUAAGGGUUCACCGUUGCGCCCAUAAGGGUUCAUCGUUACACCCAUAAGGGUUCACCGUUGCGCCCACUGAUGGUUGUCGUUGCGCCCAAUGAGGUCAUCGUUACCCUUCUGAGGGACUGUCGUUGUGUUUAAGAGGUAUCAUCAUUAAACCUAUUAAUGUCAUCGUUUCACCCAAGAGGAAUCAACAUCGUGGGUGUGAGGGGCCAUUGUUGCGCCCCUUGCCUCAAGGAGAAAGCAAAGCACCACUCAUGAUUGUUUCUCUCCCCAGCACCUCUAUGUGUUCGCCUCUCCAAGGAGGAAGUACGCUAAUUUAGUUGAAACUUCUCUUAAUUCCAUGGCAACGCAUCACCACCAAAUUGCCACUAGGGUCAAGUUCGAACGUGGGACUAAAGUCGACUAUUGGACGAUUUUGCCUGGUACCCAGGAUGUAUUGCAUGCGUAGGUAACCAUGGAAGAUUGGCAAGUGGUUGAUAAAAGGUCGCUACUCCAACUUGCACUAGGCAGCCAGCUCACCCCAUGUGCUUAUUGGGGUGUUUUCCACCUCCGGUUAUAACAAUUAAUGUACUUCAAUAUUGUCAGCCAUACAUUAUGAUUUCACAUUCCCAAGAAAACACGCAUUGGUAAUUGUUAAAGAAUAAUUUCCAACUAAGAAAGUCUUAACAUGCAAUUAGUGAGGCCUAUCCAUAGAAUUAUUUAUAAGAACUAGAGAGCGCACUGGUGAUGCUGCGUGCACAAACGCAAGACGAACUUUACUUUGUACGCACGGAGAAUGUGAAAUACACGUCGUGUGUGUUGAUAAAUACACGCUUUGCGAUGCUGUUUUGUCAACUUAGAAAAUGGCCACACACACUGAGCCGCCUAUCUAGGCCUGUGCGCCCUCUAGAUCUUAUAUAUAACUCUAUGGGUCUAUCAUAAGUUACAGCUUGCCUCUUGAUUGAUGUCAGCUUUCAUUUUGGCAAAUUGGGAAGCUGUUACUGCCGUUGUUAUUAAUUCUGUCCAGAAUUUUGUUUAUACUUGCCAGAUUAUCCCCUCCACCCAAAUCAAAAAGUCUUGCAAAAGCAUCGACCGAAAGGUCACAAUGUCGUAUUUUGUUUUUUACUGUUUACAGAGAAAUCAAAACAAUAGUGAGUUUGUUUUACUCUACUAUAUAUAUCUAUUUUUGGACUGAAGAAACAUUUAAAAACUACUUUUUUGAAGUACGCUAAACUAAAAAAAAAAAAAAACUAUACUUUUUUAGACACUUAAUUUUGUCCAGUGUUAAAGUAAGUUUUGGGUUUUUUAAUUUUUAAUGCCAAAAUUUAAAGAGUUACACUUUUUAGCAUAUGUUUGUUAUGCUUGGUGUGUAUUAGAGAAGAGAAGUUAACUUCAGUGGACCAAUAGUUGGUCGAUGUACCAUGGAUUGGGAUCAAGAAUAUAUAAAGCUCUUUAAACUUAAAAAGGGAAAACCAAACAACCAUCAGAAACACACUGGUUUACAUUGUUUUAGACAAUAUUUUUCUUUCUUGCAAACUUGGGUCCUUCCUUUGACCAUGUCCAAAUUUUGCUGCUACAGCUAUGGUUAUGGAUUGCUGUUUACGCUUACAUUGAUUCUCGGCAGAAUCCUUAAGUGUGGACGUAAGGCCAAGGGUGCUCGAUUGUUGAUGUCGUGUCAUCAUGCGGUGCAGUAUAGGACGUCCAUGCAGGAAUUACAGCCAGGCCACAGAUACCAUGGCUUCCGUUGCACCCUGGUCAUGGCCUUGGUGAUCCCUCAAAAGUUUCCCAUUGACUUAUGCAUUAUCCAAUGGAAGUGCCCUUUGCAAAAUGUAAAUGGCCUUGCCCUCUUUUUAAUGAAAUUCCAGGCCUAGUCCUGAGCAACACCAACACCAAUAGUGCGCAAUUUCUCACUACCUUCCCAUCCUUAAGCAGUGACCAAAAUUCCCAUUGCCCUAGCAUUUGCUGCACUAGUAACGUUUCUUAUUUUGUUUUAAUAUUCUAGAUGUUUUUGUCAUCAGUUAAUGGGAAUUCUCUGUAUUAACAUCUUGUUAAAUUCAAGUCAAAAACAGUAAAAAAAAAACAACCAGUGUCCUUAGUUCUAACCAUAGAGCUAUAAACUAACUUAACGGUACAAUAGUUUUCUUUUUUAGCAUCUGAAUCAUGCACAAAUACAAAUUGAACAGGUUUUUUUUGAAGUGCUAAAAUGUCAAACGUUUUUAAGGUAAAGGAAAAAUCCCACCCUGUGCAGAGACAAAUAAAUUGUUUAAAUUUUUCAUUUGGUUAUAUAUCUAAAAACUUCAAUGAAAACAGUUGAAAGUGCUUUCAAAUUAUAAGUUUUUGGGGUGGGGGUACAUCACAGUAGAUUAACCUGAAAUUUAGUAUUAUAAACGAUCUGACGACUUCUGCAAAUGUGAGGAUUUAUUUCUUGAAUUGGAGAGUGAUGCGAAGAAUGUUGAUACAAAAUUGUUGUCAAUCAAUCAGUAUUGUUAAUUUUAGAAAAUCCCAAAUCUAAGGUUUUUUUAAGGACAUCAGCCAGAAAGAGUGUUAAAAUGUUUUAAAUUUUUGUAAACAGACUGUUUAAAACCUUUAAGUGAGGGGUUCACCCCUGUUAUUGAACAAAUUCAGGGAGGUACCACUAGUUACUGGCACCCAAGAGGGUCGAAACAUUUGACUCGGGGGGGGGGAGGAGGAGUGUUUGAACCCAAAGAACCUAGAGCAGGUUGUCCGCAAUUCAUCUCGAAGCCUGCUGACAAGAACAGAUGCUUUAUAGAUCAUAGGGUUCAGAUCUGUUUGCCUGCACACUUUCGGCACAAAGUAUACUUGUGAAAAUAAAAUUCACAUCAAAAACUACACAACUCUGGGACCGCCCCUAUUUUAGAUAUUUGGAACAGUCCAGUCUAGGUAUAUCAAGUACUUUGACUCCACUAGGGCAUUGCACUUUGGGGGGGAAACUGUGAAAAGUGUCAGGAGUUAUUGGUACCAGUCCUAACUUAUUGGUUUUAAAUUAUAUUUAGAUGUUGGAUGUAUUAUAGUUAGACAGUGGGAAUGAAAUGUUGGAUGAAUGAAGGAUGUGGAGUUGAGCUUUAUGAACAGAGUUGAAAACGUGUCUGUGACGUUUCUGUAUAUUUUUAAGGUCCAUUAUUUAUAAAUAAAUAAAUUAAAAAAUUCUUGUAAAAGGAGAAAAAAAGGAGAAAAAGAUUUUGGUAUAUUAGACGAACUGAUGGCUCUAAAAACACGACAAAGUAGAUUUUAAAAUGAUGCUUGAUCGCAAAUAUGAAUGUAAUUUGGGGGUUUUUAUUUUCAGAAAAAAAAAUAUUAAUAAAUCUGAAACAUUCAUCCUAAAUUGUCUUAGCAUACAUUUAAGUGUGGGUAUAAACAUAGUCCCAAAUCUUUUUAAUUCUAAAUAAUUUGUAUUUAUAUUUAAAAAAAAUGUUCUUUUUUUUAUUUAUAAUGUACAUUUAUCUGCUUUAGCCCAUUUGAGUUUUUAAAAAUCUUUUUAAUGUACCUUGUAGGCAUACUAAAAGAAGUCUCUUCUAAAGUGUAAUUUUUUAUUUAUUUUCUAUUUAAUUUAAAAGUAGACAGUUUAGGUUUCACAAAUGCUCCUUUGGUUCACAAAUUGUUACUCCUUUUUUUGUAUAUCUAAUAUCAUGGAUGAAACUAGGAGCAAAAUCUUUGUUUCUUGGUUGUUUUACAAUUUGUGUUAAAGCUAUCAAGAGACUCAAAUCAGUUGAAUGUUUGGUUCAACCAAAUGUUUUUGUCAGAAGAAUUGUUUUCAUAAGUUGUUUUUCUAGUAUAGAAUUGUUUUCAUAAGUUGUUUUUCUAGUAUCAACUUUAGUUGUCUAGGCCAGAGCAACAACAUGUCUUGCUCAAAGAUUAACACUUAAAAAAAAACUGUUUUCCCAAACUCAUAUUUUGACUUUAAAUUGUCUUUCUAAGAUCGCAUAACACUCGGAAGAUAAGAUUGGCAUAUUCUAUUCCAGAAAAGAUGUCACCUUAGAUACCUACAAAUGCAUUUACAAUUUGCAACACAAGUAUGCCAUAAUUGGACAUCCAAAUAAGUAACGUUUGCAUAGUGACAUCCACCAAGGUUAACUUAACCUCAAUCUGGCUGACGCACAGGAAUGGAUUUAUUUUAUCACACAAAACAAAUAUCCGAACAGUACUGUUACUGUACUUUACCUGUUGAAUCAUAUGCAUUUUUUGAUGGGUAUGAAUCCCAUAUCAGUUAAAACAGUGGCACAGAGCUCUUUGUGUUUUAAAUAUAAUUUUUGGUUGAACAGAAAAGGGACUAGAGCUGGGUUUGAGCAUGUCGUGACUAAUGUGUCUGCGCUCUACCAACUGAGCUACUUGUUGAUAUCUUUGUUCAGUGGUGUCCGGGAGGGAUCACACCCAAGUUAACGAUAAAACCUGUGUAGUGGCAGCAGCGGGAUUUCCCUAAGGAGAUGUACUCUUUGUGUUUUAAAAUAUCAACCCCAAUGGAAAGUGACUGGGCAAACUUUGGAAUAAUUGUGGGUUGAUCAACUGACUGGGUAAACUUUGGAUUAAUAUUGGGUCAAACAAAUUAACUUUUCAAAUCCUCUUUACAUUAUGGGAAGUCUGUUGAUCAAUAACCCUUCCUUGUGGUAAGAAUUCUUUUUUUCAAAUGUGAUUUCGCCAAAAAACAACCAGCGUUGCUAUUUACGGUAUCACUCUUGCUUUUGGUUUUGUUUUUGUUUUUGAUUAAGUUCUAAUAACUGCAGGGUCUAAAAAUUUUUUUGUUAAUUUUGAUUUUGAAUUCAUCACAAAAUGCAUAAGGUACAGCUUUGGUCUAAGAUCAAUGCAAGUCUUACUUAGUGUGUAAGCCAAAAACAAUCUUAGUCUAAGAUGCUGUUUUGUGGGAAAUGCAACUUGAGUUUUACUUUGAAUUAAUAGUCAAGCAUUCCACAAUUUCAUAUCAAAAUAAAUCUGCAAAUGAAAAUGCGGACGAAGAAGCUUAAGGUUUCUCAGGUGUUUUCCGAUGGCAGAACCUCUUGACUUGAAAUAAAUAUCGAGUCAUGUCAGCUGAAAUGCAGUUAUAUCAGUUUUAUCUUUGGAUGUAAAACAAGUUUAGCCAAUGCUGUACGUUAUCGUUAAAGAAAGAAAAAAGAUCAAAUUUGUUAAUGACACUUCAUUUUGAUCUUUUGGUUUUUCAAUUCUUUUGAACUCUAGCAGUAACAAAACAAACGUUGUUAUAAUAUUAUCAAUGUGGUUAAUAACUGUUCAGUAGUUUUAGUGUCACUGCUUUUGUCUAAUUGACGUUGUGUGGUGAGAAUUCUUUGAUUAUAAGGGAGGAACAACAGUCUUUCUAGUUGCUUAUGCAUUUCGUGGCCGAUAGCUUAUAAAGUUGUUGCUUGGGUAGAUAUUUUUGGACAAAGAAUGAACGUUAUAAUACUAAGGUUCCUGUUUUGGUACUGUAAACACUUGUUGUAGUUGCUCUGUUUUGAUCUUUACAGAGAGAAAAUAUUUUGGGAAAUUAAAAGUCUACCGGUCCUCAACUGACAUUUUCUCGAUGCUGUCAAAUGCAUACAAAAAGGAAUAAAAUAUAUUUAAAAGAAAUUUGCAACAACUGUGGGUAAAAGGUAUUUUAAAAUCAUGCCUUUUUGUGUAUUUUGACUCGUGUGACAGGCCAGACACAGUUUGUUGUGCCGGGUAUAAAAAUGUGAUGUGAUAUUUAUUGAUGAUAUUAUGAGGAUUGUCCUCACUGAAUUAUGUUCUGUUGAGGAGAGGGCAUUUAAUUGUUUUAAAAAGGAAGUUCUGAGUUGACUCUUAAUUAUCUUUCAGAAUUUUACAUUUUUAAAUUCUCAAAAUAAUGGUUUUUGACAAAAAAAAUCAAAGUGAAGAUCUAGAAAUCACCAAUGUAUGUUGAUUGUUUAGAUAAAAUAAUACGGAUUAAUUUUUAAAUAAUAUUUCAAAAAUAAUCUUUCAAUAUUUUUUUUUCUUUGGAAACAAUGAGCGAGGAAUGUUUCCAAUGUGUGUCUUUACUUCCAAAACACUGUAUUGACCUGUAAUUAUUAUUUAUUAUUCAUGUGACCUCAUUAAUAUUCAUGAGAUCAUGCAA